UUAGGUUAGUAUGCAGUCUAUGUUAAUAAUUUAGAAUUUGUUGAAUGGAUGUCACCAUAAUUCGUAAACUUUUUCAAAUUUUAAGAAUUAAAAUGUCUUCUUCAUCAAAUUCGUUGUUAGUACCAAUUGGUGUUCGUGGCAUGAAGCGUCUUGAUCGUGAAAAAUUCUUACGUAACAUUAAAGUACCAGUUUUAAAAGUGCCAGAUGAGAAACUAUCCAAAAUUAUAUCAAUAUGUAGGCCGUAUUUUUUAAAACUCCAAAAUUUUAAGCCUGUACAAAAUUUAUUAGUGAAACAAAGUGAAAAUUUAUAUAAGUGCUUAUAUUUUGAUCCGGAGAAAAUAACUAAGUGGCACAACAUUUCGGAGGACGACCGCAAAAAUCUGUAUAAAUAUGACAUAGAUGAGAAACAUUUUGAUUUACAAGAGAUUCAACUGACAUAUGACAAUUUCAAGCAUGAAACUAUUUUCAAAGCAGUAUUACCGGAUAAUGAGGAAAUUGUUACUGGUUUUUCUCAAAUUGGGCACAUAAUACACCUUAAUUUGCGUGACCAUCUUUUGGAAUACCGAUCUCUUGUUGGUGAAGUUCUAGUUGACAAGAUCAAAACUUGCCGGACAGUGGUAAAUAAAAGCAACAUAAUUGAUAAUACAUAUAGAAAUUUCAAUAUGGAAGUGAUUGCCGGAGAUGAAGAUUUUUUGGUUACUGUUAAAGAAAACAUGUGCAACUUUCAAUUUGAUUUCUCCAAAGUAUACUGGAAUCCACGCCUAUGCAAAGAACACGAAAGGAUAUUAAAAUUUCUAACACCAGGGGAUGUUUUAUUUGACAUUUUCUGUGGUGUAGGUCCAUUUGCUAUUCCAGCUGCUAAACAGAAAUGUAAUGUAUUUGCUAAUGAUUUAAAUCCGGAAUCAUAUAAAUGGCUUAAUCAUAAUGCAAAGCACAAUAAGAUCAACAUGAACCUUUUUAAAUCCUACAACAUGGACGGCAAAGACUUUAUUUGCACAACAUUCAAAGCAUUUAUAAUAGAUUAUUGCAAUGGAAAAGAAAAAUUGAAUACUGGAGCUAAAAUCCAUAUAACAAUGAACUUGCCAGCAUUAGCCGUUGAAUUUUUAAAAUACUUUAAAGGAUUAAUUAAGGACAAAGAGCUUAAAAAUAAAUAUGAUUGUGAUAUAUCCGUUUAUGUGUACUGCUUUGCAGUUGGAGAAGAUCCGUUCACAGUUGCUAAACAAAUGGUAAAUGAUAAUAUCGGUACAGACAUAUCAUCUAAUAUAAUUGAUGUUUUCGAUGUAAGAAAUGUGUCCCCUAAAAAACAAAUGAUGAGAGUUACAUUUAAGUUAACAAAAGAAAUAAUAUUUGAUGAUAAUUCAGAGAGCGAUGAACCUCCGUGUAAAAAACAAUGUACUAAUGACACAGAUAAAUAAGUUCUUUUUAUUUAGUUGUAUAAGUAUACAUUGUUAAUUUUGUCUAUAGACAAUUGUUGGUGGAAGAGUGAAGAUAAAUAGACAACUGUGACUUUACAUUCCCA
Messenger RNA from Vanessa tameamea, 1519 nucleotides. Its product is annotated as tRNA (guanine(37)-N1)-methyltransferase. The transcript has a single exon. Gene Ontology annotation, cellular component: cytoplasm; mitochondrial matrix. The record is from RefSeq and is a predicted model, not a curated record. Gene Ontology annotation, molecular function: tRNA (guanine(37)-N1)-methyltransferase activity. Lineage: Eukaryota; Metazoa; Arthropoda; Insecta; Lepidoptera; Nymphalidae. Gene Ontology annotation, biological process: tRNA N1-guanine methylation; mitochondrial tRNA methylation. The coding region runs from base 45 to 1415 and encodes 456 amino acids.